UCCCUCCACAUUCGAAUAUCGUCCGACAGUCGAAAACCUCUGCCACCGGUUUUUCCCUGCCACACCGGAAAAUUCCUUUCUUGGUUUAAAUCCUCGAGACUUGCCACUGAUUUCAAUAAAGAAUGUUCUUUCUCCUCCUCCCUCUUCUCCCUUCCCAAUCCAUCCUUCUUCCCUCGCCCGAACCCCUCACGCUAUAUAUACACAUUCCCGUUGAGGCAAGCAUGAUCAAGAACAAGAACAAGAGCAAGAGCAAGAGCAAGAGCAAGAGCUCCUUUGUGCAAGUCCAUAUCUGUUGUGGGUUUGGUAGUUUUAUCGCGCUUCGUGAAUCGCGGAGAUGGCCUCAGGUUCGGGGAUUAAGAGGGCGGAUUCGGUGGCCGACAACAUGCCGGAUGCGAUGAAGCCCAGUAGGUACCACAUGAAGAGAUGCUUCGCCAGGUUUGUGGCGAGUGGGAAGAGGUUGAUGAAACGUCAGCAGAUGAUGGAGGAGUUGGAGCAGUCGAUUGAAGACAAGGUCGAAAUGGCUCAGGUUGUUGAAGGCCAGCUCGGGUUCAUUCUUAGCUCCACUCAGGAGGCAGCGGUGGUUCCUCCAUAUGUUGCAUUGGCGGUUAGACCGAAUCCUGGCAUUUGGGAAUAUUUGAAGGUGAAUGCCAGUGAUCUUGAGGUAGAAGGUAUCACUGCUAAAGAGUACUUGAAGUUCAAGGAGACGGUUUUCGAUGAGAACUGGGCAAAUGAUGACAAUGCACUGGAAAUAGAUUUUGAAGCCACUGACUUCACCACUCCUCGCAUGGCACUUCCUUCUUCUAUUGGGAAUGGAUUGAACUUUCUCACAAAGUUAAUGACGUCUAGGUUGAGCAAGGACAGUCAAAGUGCUAAGUCUUUUCUUGAGUUCUUGCUUGCCCUCAACCAUCACGGGGAGAAUCUAAUGAUCAACCAGAACUUGAACACGGUGUCGAAACUUCAAGUAGCAUUGAUAGCAGCUGAAGCAUUCAUCUCCGCAUUUCCCAAAGAUGCACCUGUACAGAAUUUUGAGCAGAGGAUCAAGGAGCUAGGAUUCGAAAAAGGUUGGGGCGAUACUGCAGAGCGAGUGAAAGAGACGAUGCAUACUCUGUCCGAGUUGCUUCAAGCUCCGGACCUGGAGAAAAUGGACUUGUUCAUUAGCAGGCUUCCUAUGAUUUUCAAUGUUGUCAUAUUCUCUCCUCAUGGCUACUUUGGCCAGUCAGACGUCCUCGGUUUGCCAGAUACAGGUGGUCAGGUGGUUUACAUCCUAGAUCAAGUGAGGGCUUUAGAGGAAGAAAUGCUCCUGAGAAUUAAGCAGCAGGGCCUUGCAGUGAAGCCUAACAUUCUUGUGGUCACGCGACUCAUACCAGACGCAAAACACACCAAGUGCAACCAGGAGUUGGAGCCUGUCGUUGACACAAAGCACUCCUACAUUCUUCGGGUUCCUUUCAAGACGCCAAAAGGAGUCAUUCUCCGCCAAUGGGUGUCCCGUUUUGACAUCUAUCCUUACUUAGAGAGAUUUGCUCAGGAUGCGGCUGCGAAGAUCAUGGAUCACAUGGAUUGUAAACCGGAUCUCAUAAUCGGAAACUACUCAGAUGGGAACCUGGUGGCUUCUCUCAUGGCUAGCAAACUGGGAAUAACACAGGGUACCAUAGCUCAUGCUCUAGAGAAAACCAAGUAUGAGGACUCGGAUGUCAAGUGGAAGGAGCUUGAUCCGAAAUACCACUUUUCAUGUCAAUUUACUGCGGACUUGAUUGCGAUGAAUCAGACUGAUUUUGUCAUUACCAGCACAUACCAAGAAAUUGCUGGAAGCAAAACUAGGCCCGGACAAUAUGAAAGUCACACCGUGUUUACUAUGCCGGGGCUUUGUCGGGUGGUCUCUGGCAUCAAUGUUUUCGAACCGAAGUUCAAUAUCACUGCCCCAGGUGCCGAUCAAUCUGUCUACUUUUCCUACACACAGAAACAAAGGAGGCUGACUACUUUUCACCCGGCCAUCGAGGAACUACUAUACAACAAGGAGGACAACAACGAGCAUUUGGGUUUUCUUGCUGAUCGGAAGAAACCAAUCAUUUUUUCGAUGGCAAGGCUUGAUACCGUAAAAAAUAUCGGUGGCCUAACCGAGUGGUAUGGGAAGAACAAAAGGCUCAGAAGUUUGGUGAAUCUUGUUGUUGUAGCAGGAUUCUUCGACCCAGCAAAAUCGAAAGAUAGGGAAGAAAUCGCGGAAAUUAAAAAGAUGCACUCCUUGAUAGAGAAAUACGAACUCAAGGGUCAGUUCAGAUGGAUUGCAGCUCAAACCGACAGAUAUCGAAAUGGAGAAUUGUACCGCUGUAUUGCUGAUACCAAAGGAGCUUUUGUGCAGCCUGCUCUGUACGAAGCUUUUGGUCUAACUGUCAUUGAAGCAAUGAACUGUGGAUUGCCCACAUUUGCCACUAAUCAAGGUGGUCCUGCAGAAAUUAUUGUUGAUGGUGUUUCAGGGUUUCACAUUGAUCCCAACAAUGGCGACGAGUCAAGCAACAAGAUAGCCGAUUUCUUCCAGAGAUGCAAAAAAGAUCCUGAAUGUUGGAAUAGGAUCUCGACAGGAGGCCUUCAGCGCAUAUACGAGUGCUAUACGUGGAAAAUCUAUGCAAAGAAGCUCUUGAACAUGGGGUCCAUGUAUGGGGUUUGGAGGCAAAUGAACAAGGAACAGAAACUUGCUAAGACGAGAUACAUUCAGAUGAUGUACAAUCUCCAUUUCAGGAACUUGGCAAAGAACGUUCCGAUCCCAAUCGAAGAACCCCAAGAGCAAGUGCCAAAGGUGGAGAGCUGGCCCCAAAAACCAACUCCAAAGCCAGAGACAGUACCUCUGAAGGCGACACCAGAACCUAGGGACCAGAAGAUCCCGGAACCAGAGCUUCCAAGGGAGAAAGAUUUCCAAGGAAAGCCACUCGCCUCGAGGAUAGGGGACCGAGUUUGCCCCUGGAAUUGGUGGUGCCUCACAAUGACAUUCAUUUUGCUCUCAUACUACGCCCUGUUGAAGCUUUAUAUCUCAGAUUGACCUCAGGGGCACCAUGGCAAACAUUGAAGUCAUACCAGAACUGCACUCAAUAAGAAUAAUGCCCAGAUUCAAUAAGACAAAUGUCAUCUUCUUUAUAAUUUUUCUGGCGAACUGUAUCAAAGCUCCUGUUGCAAUGGAAAGCGCAUUUUCUGUAAAGAACAGAUAAUAACACUUGUAGAUUUGUCUCAUCAUGAUUAUCAAUAAGACAAUAACUUCGUUCUUAUAGUUACCAA
This is a messenger RNA of Syzygium oleosum, 3264 nucleotides long. RefSeq names its product sucrose synthase 7. NCBI's taxonomy places the organism in Eukaryota, Viridiplantae, Streptophyta, Magnoliopsida, Myrtales, Myrtaceae. Gene Ontology annotation, biological process: sucrose metabolic process. Bases 335 to 3031 code for a protein of 898 amino acids. The transcript is spliced from 16 exons. The record is from RefSeq and is a predicted model, not a curated record. Gene Ontology annotation, molecular function: sucrose synthase activity.